UUCAGCGCCAUAUGACAAAACCUACCCAUGGACUGGUACUCUUGGCUAACAAAAAGUGGCCUUGAUCCUUCCCUCGUCUAUGAAUAUGGCCUUGCCUUCUCUCGUAACGAGCUCCAGAAGGAGGAUCUUACCUACUUGAACCAUGAAUUUCUCCAGAGCAUGGGCAUUUCGGUUGCCAAGCACCGUCUUGAGAUCCUCAAGCUUGCAAGAAAGGAAGUCGGGUCAGGCCAAACCAGGCUUUCCAAGUUGGUUCUGGCUAUCAACAAGACCAAAAAGUGCUUCAACAAGUACGUCAUCAAGAAGCUGGUUCACCACGAGGAAACGGCCAUCAUCAAGCCGCUGCCGGAGCCACCAGAGAUUGGAUGGAGGGGAGGGUUCACCAGAAAGUGCAAGAGCGAGAAGGAACUGAGGGUAGAGCAGCCAAUGCCCAGAAACUACAGAAAGAUAGCGAAAUCCGGGCCUCUUGAUGGAAGAGGGCAAGAGAAGUCGAUGUUCGCUAAUAGUAACAGGAGCCUAAAAUUGUCUGGGCCUUUAGAUAGAAAGGCCAGUGAGAAGUUGGUGUUCAGUUACAAGAGCCCCGUGCUGUCUGGGCCUAUAGACGGGAAGGCACAAGAGAGACUGACGUUCCCUAGUAGGAGCCCUAUGCUAUCCGGGCCGCUGUAUGGAAGACCUCCAAGCCCAAAGAUCUGCAGUGACUAUGGCAAGGAGAAGGAGGCUGGGGCUUAUGGGGAUCAUACGUUAUGGGCUGCUCUGUUUCAGGACAUGAAACCCACUUGAAAAUGAAUGUCUUAUUUAUUUUAUGAUUUUCUUAAAUGUCCAGUUGAAUGGAGAGUUGGGAGAUGGUGCUUCCUUUUCUUUUGGCUAUGCUUUUCCCCCUUUUUUUUUUUUUCUAAUUUGUCUAUGUACUCUGACGUUCCCUUAGUCUCAAUUUUUAGCAGACAUCUUGGUUUGAGGAUUUACGCUAUGUUGUGCCCUUUAUGGAGUUUGUAGAAUUAAUCCUUCAUUACUGC
Molecule: messenger RNA, 1010 nt
Organism: Rubroshorea leprosula
Lineage: Eukaryota; Viridiplantae; Streptophyta; Magnoliopsida; Malvales; Dipterocarpaceae
Source: the annotation of a GenBank genome assembly